Aureobasidium namibiae CBS 147.97 is the source of this 1452-nucleotide messenger RNA. RefSeq names its product MAP kinase. NCBI's taxonomy places the organism in Eukaryota, Fungi, Ascomycota, Dothideomycetes, Dothideales, Saccotheciaceae. The transcript has 2 exons. Gene Ontology annotation, molecular function: protein kinase activity; ATP binding. The coding region runs from base 1 to 1452 and encodes 483 amino acids. The record is from RefSeq and is a predicted model, not a curated record. Gene Ontology annotation, biological process: protein phosphorylation.
AUGUCGGACGCCUUCAAGACAAAGACGAUGAAGCGCAAGAACGUCAAGGGUCUGGCCCUCAGCGCUCCGGCUCCUCGUCCUGCCCAGCCCCUCACACCAGAUGGAGAAGCCGCCGCCGGUCAAGAGACAGGCCGCGCAGACACACUAGAGAUCGGCGUUGAGUUCAGGUUAGAUCUCAAGAGCGAGGAUCUUCAAGUCAUCAAAGAGCUGGGAGCAGGCAACGGAGGCACAGUCAGCAAGGUCAUGCACACGGCUACGAAGGUCGUCAUGGCGCGCAAGAUUAUUCACGUCGAGGCAAAGAAGGAAAUCCGAAAGCGCAUCGUACGAGAGCUGCAGAUCAUGCACGAGUGUAACUCACUCUCCAUCGUCUCCUUCUACGGCGCCUUCUUGAACGACAUGGGCGAUGUGGUCAUGUGCAUGGAGUACAUGGACGUUGGCUCACUGGACAGCAUCUCGAAAAACUUUGGACCGGUGCGAGUCGACGUUCUAGGAAAGAUUGCAGAGUCCGUCUUGGGAGGACUCGCAUACCUCUACCGCAUGCACCGCAUCAUGCAUCGCGACAUCAAGCCUUCGAAUAUCCUGGUUAACAGUAAGGGUCAGAUCAAGUUGUGCGACUUUGGCGUCAGCAGUGAGCUUGACAACUCGGUCGCCGACACCUUUGUCGGAACGGGCACCUACAUGGCUCCCGAGAGAAUCCAGGGGUCGCCGUACACGGUCAAGUCGGACGUGUGGAGUGUUGGCUUGUCGCUGAUGGAGCUCGCCAUCGGCAAGUUCCCCUUCCACAGCGAGAACGGCGACGACGAUGACCUGGCCGGUCCUCAGGGCAUUCUUGACCUCCUCCAACAGAUCGUGCUCGAGCCUUCGCCCAAGCUUCCCAAGAGCGACGCCUUCCCCAAGAUCCUGCACGAUGUCAUCGACAAAUGUUUGAUGAAGAAUCCCGACGACCGACCCACUCCCGCCGAACUGUACGAAACAGAUCCCUUCCUGCAAGCCGCCAAACGCACGCCCGUCGACCUCGAGGCGUGGGCCGUCAGCAUGAUGGAGCGCCACAAUCGCAAAUCUCACCUUGUGCCACAACUCUCUCCUCAAACAAAGCAGCUACUCAGAUCUGGCGGCAGAGAGCACGAGAACCAGCCCAGUCCGCCGUCUUCGUCAUCCGGCGACAUCCCCAUCAGCACACAAUCCAUGCCGCGCCACUCGCAACGCCCUAGCUAUCCCACACGCACAUCCAGCGCCAGCCAGGUACCCAUGGCUGCCCAACCUUCGUUGAACCUGCCUAUCCGCCCUGCUCCCCCAGCCGGUUCAGCCUCCCAACCGCGCUCUGCCCGUCGCGAACCUGCACCUACCUCAAGACACGACUCGGCUUCUCGCACCACUCCCAGGCGCGCUCCCGACUACUCCAACUACGACGAUAUCGUCUCUGGCUACUACGACACCAACAACAAGUUCUAG